AUGGCACUGCUAGAAAGUGUGCGCUCAGCUAGCCACGCCCUCAUUCUGAUACUCUGUCUCGCCUGCCUUGGCUUAAUCGUCCUGAGAAGGUCGGAACAGAUGAGCCUGGUCAUCCAACAGCCUCCGUCUAUUUUGACUCUUGACGAAGCAACUUAUUUCAUAUCCUCACCAUCCAAGGUACAGAAUCCGUCGCACUUACCUCACAAGGGGAUUCCGAAUAACUCUUUUUUUGGCCUCUCUAAGGUCGAGUACAGAUUUUCCAAGCGCGCUUCGGUUUCUGGGCCCUGCACUGUCAUUCGUGUCCCCAAUGUCCAGAUCACGCCAGAUGAUCUCAUUGAGAUCCGGAGGAUGCUUUCCCAAGAUGAUGUGUGGUCAAAUGGCUUUCUACAAUACCUCAUUUUCCUGCCCCAGACAGCCCACCAAACCGUCCAAAUCAACACUGCUGCUCAGCAAAAACUCGAUACUUGGGGCAGUCAGGUUUUAUCCGCGGGCAACCUGGGAACUCUAGACCUUCAGCAGCCUGGUCCUUAUUUCUGUAACGCUGGUCAACUGCACAAAGUGUACAGGCUAUAUCCUGAUACAGCGGGAGCAUUCAUGAGUGCCACAAUUCAAUCACCAAACGAUCCAUAUCUCUAUAAUUCGUUCAAUGUGUCUGUGUUUACGGAAGAGCACCCCUUAACAUUGACCAUCGGCGUUCCUUCCCGCUUAUAUUUCACACCCACCCAGGAAAAGCCGUUGGCCGGACUGCGAAUCGCGGUCAAGGACACACAAGAUGUGCAGGGGAUCAAAACCACUGGAUCAUCACGUGCAUAUGCUCGACUCUAUGGGCCACGAGAUAAAAGUGCCACUGGAGUUCAACGCUUGCUGGAUCAUGGUGCCAUUGUAAUUGGCAAAUUGAAGUCGACUCAGUUUGGUGAGAGUGAGUGGGCUACAGCUGACUGGGUAGACUACCAUGCCCCGUGGAAUCCUCGAGCAGAUGGAUAUCAAACUCCAAGUGCAAGCAGUUCCGGCAGCGGUGUGGCGGUGGCUGCUUAUAACUGGCUAGAUUUAUCUACUGGUACAGACUGCAGUGGUAGUGUUCGGGCUCCAGCUGCUAUUCACGGACUAUUCGCAAUCAGACCGUCUACAGAUGCAAUUGACAACAAAGGCGUCAUCCCAUUCUCCAAAAAUUUUGACACCUUCGGCAUAUUCGCGAGAAAUAUAGAAACUCUUACAACUACGUCAUCAGUUCUUUAUAAUCAACAUGCAGAGAUCCCUUCUUGUUUCAAGAAGCCCAAACGCAUUGUAUACCUUAGCGAAUACUGGCCAGUUAAAGAUAAGGCCAGUUCAUCUGUGUUUGAAAGUGUUAUCGGAAAGCUCGAAAAUGCAAUUGGCACUAAACGAACCAACCUCAGCCUGAACAAACUCUGGGCGGAAACAAACCCAGUUGGAACGGCCGUCUCUAUCGAUGAUUACUUCAGAACGACCUUUGUUUCUGCAUCUGCCCCAGAUCAAUGGAACAUGCUCAAGAGCUUCCACUCGGAAUAUAACAGGAUUUUUGGUCAUUAUCCUACACUAAAUCCCCAACUUCAAUGGAAAAUGUGGCGCCCAUCUUGGACUGGUGAAGGCUGGUUUUUCUAUUUCAUUUCGGUUUACGCAGGAGCCCCCGAAGUCAUAUUACCUGUUGGCCAAACGCCCUAUCACUCUCGAGUGACAAAGAGGGAGGAGUGGCUCCCUGUGGCCAUUGGACUCGUUGGAGCUAGAGGUACAGAUGCGGCAUUUACUUCAUUUAUAAAAGAUACCAUGAAAUCCGCGAACAUUUCACAAACGGUAGACGUCGGGCGUACCAUAAUUAUGGGUAUAUUUCGCCGUUAUAGUCCAUGGAUUGCAAUGAUAAAAUACACCAUCCAGAUUGCGAGGCAGCAUCAAAUUCCACAACGUGACUAG
Histoplasma capsulatum G186AR is the source of this 1926-nucleotide messenger RNA. RefSeq names its product amidase. The record is from RefSeq and is a predicted model, not a curated record. Bases 1 to 1926 code for a protein of 641 amino acids. Lineage: Eukaryota; Fungi; Ascomycota; Eurotiomycetes; Onygenales; Ajellomycetaceae. The transcript is spliced from 7 exons.